Merops nubicus (carmine bee-eater) is the source of this 988-nucleotide messenger RNA. RefSeq names its product RWD domain containing 4 (gene RWDD4). The transcript has 7 exons. The record is from RefSeq and is a predicted model, not a curated record. The coding region runs from base 1 to 537 and encodes 178 amino acids. Lineage: Eukaryota; Metazoa; Chordata; Aves; Coraciiformes; Meropidae. Gene Ontology annotation, molecular function: protein binding.
AUGGAGCUGGAAGCGCUGCGCUCUAUCUACGAGGGGGACGCGUGCUUCAGGGAGCUCAGCCCCGUCUCCUUCCAGUACCGGAUAGGUGAAAAUGGAGAUCCCAAAGCCUUUCUAAUAGAAGUUUCUUGGCCAGAAACAUACCCACAAACAGCACCAGUCAUAUCGAUGGAUGCUUUCUUCAACAACACAAUAUCUUCAGCUAUUAAACAAAGUAUAUUGGAUAAGUUAAUGGUAGAAGUUGAGGCGAAUCUUGGAACUGCUAUGACAUACACACUUUUUGAAUAUGCCAAAGAUAAUAAAGAGGUGUUCAUGGAAAAUCAGCCUGUUAACACUGUGACUUCAGUAAGCAAUAGUAUUGCAAUUGGAACUCCCGACGUACCAGUGAGUAAAAAAAAAGACAAAAAGGAACAGUUGUCCAAAACCCAGAAACGAAAACUAGCCGAUAAAACAGAUAAUAAAGGGGAGCUUCCGCGAGGAUGGAACUGGGUGGAUGUAAUUAAGCAUUUAAGCAAAACUGGUUCUAAAGAUGAUGAAUAAAGGACUUUGGUACAAGGAAACUCCACCUUUUAAUACAGUGCAAUUUUGGGUCACCAUCUUUCUCUUAAUAACUUUCAUAUUUGUUGAAGUAAACAUUUUAUAAAACUCAAUUUCCUAACUUGCAAACCUAGUCACAGAAGUGGACCAUGUGGUCUUCUUUGGGGAAAAAAAAAAAACACACACAAAAACAAACUUGCCUUAAAUGAAGGUUAGAAUGUGACAAAGGUUAUAGAGAGCUAAUGUGGUGAAGUGAGUAGUGCUAUAUGCAGUGUAUAUUAAUUUAUAUUUUACUCUGUAGUAAAAUCCUGUUAUAGUGAACCCAAUGAUACUGUAAACAUUUCCUGAUGUUCUUACUCCAAUUGAAGAAAAAAGCGCUAUAACAGUGAUUGGUCACUUGGCAGCAUAAUUCAUCAAAAUAAAUUAUUCCAUGGAAACAAGACCUUUGUCAUUU